Etheostoma cragini (Arkansas darter) is the source of this 5422-nucleotide messenger RNA. RefSeq names its product ADAM metallopeptidase domain 10a (gene adam10a). NCBI's taxonomy places the organism in Eukaryota, Metazoa, Chordata, Actinopteri, Perciformes, Percidae. The transcript has 16 exons. The record is from RefSeq and is a predicted model, not a curated record. Gene Ontology annotation, molecular function: metalloendopeptidase activity involved in amyloid precursor protein catabolic process. The coding region runs from base 297 to 2573 and encodes 758 amino acids. Gene Ontology annotation, biological process: Notch signaling pathway; membrane protein ectodomain proteolysis. Gene Ontology annotation, cellular component: plasma membrane; synaptic membrane.
GAACGACGGUUUAGGGGUGCUUUAUUUAGUCCAUCGACCUUUGAACACAUUGAGGGAUGGGUGUGUCCCUUAUGUCCGGGCUCUCUUGGCAAAGCACACCGGAAGGGAGGAGGGUCUGUCUGUCUAGCUAUCUGCCUGUCUGUCUGUCUGUCUAACGUCGGGGAUGUUUUAAUGGACGAACUAGCUCAUCAGGGAAGGCUUGUUUUCCUUUAAGUGAAAGAAACCCCAAACAAGUAGCAAUCAGCGGUAUCGCUGUGUCGCCUAGCUAGUUUACUGGACCUACAAGGAAUUUCGAUAUGAUUUUUGUUAAACUAAUUGUCAUGUUUUGCUGCCUACGAAGUAUUACAGGUCAGUUUGGGAACCCCUUGGAUAAAUAUAUUCGUCAUUAUGAGGGUUUAUCAUAUGAUACAGAAGCCCUGCACAACAGUCACCAGAGAGCCAAGAGGGCACUCUCUCCUCAAGACAGGACCGUGCACCUGGACUUCCAUGCACACGGAAGACAUUUUAACUUGCGGAUGAAGAGAGAUACAACUCUAUUUUCCCCAGAUCUCAUCAUUGAGGUAUCAGGAGAGGUGGAACCCGUUGAUACAUCACAUAUUUACAGUGGAGAAAUCUUUGGUGAAAAGGGCACUCUGACCCAUGGCUCCGUGGUUGAUGGCCGCUUUGAGGGCUUCAUCAAAACCCACCAAGGAGUAUACUAUGUUGAACCCUCGGAGAGAUACCUAAAGAACAAGAAUGUGCCCUUCCACUCCGUCAUCUAUCACGAGGAUGAUAUCCAUUAUCCUCAUAAAUAUGGCUCAGAGGGCGGCUGCGCUGACCACUCUGUGCUUGAAAGGAUGAGGAAGUAUCAGGCAUCUGGAGUAGAGGAGCCGCUCAAAAGGGUAAACAGUGUGAUGGAGGAGGAGGAGGAGAGCUCCCAAGGUCCUGUUAUUCUGAGGAGAAAGAGGGCAGCAGCAAAAGAGAAAAACACUUGCCAGCUCUUCAUCCAGACUGACCACCUCUUCUUCAAAUACUAUGGCACAAGAGAGGCUGUCAUUGCCCAAAUCUCCAGCCAUGUAAAGGCUAUUGACUCGAUUUACCAGGCCACAGACUUCCUGGGCAUCCGAAACAUUAGCUUCAUGGUAAAAAGGAUCAGGAUAAAUACUACCAACGAUGACCAAGACAAAACCAAUCCAUUUCGCUUUGCCAACAUUGGAGUGGAGAAGUUUUUGGAGCUCAACUCUGAGCAGAACCAUGAUGACUACUGCCUAGCCUAUGUCUUUUCUGACAGGGACUUUGAUGAUGGGGUUCUUGGCUUGGCUUGGGUUGGGGCUCCUUCAGGAAGCUCUGGGGGCAUCUGUGAGAAGAGCAAACUGUACUCUGAUGGAAAAAGGAAGUCUCUGAACACUGGUAUCAUCACUGUGCAGAACUACGCCUCCCACGUCCCUCCCAAGGUGUCACACAUUACCUUUGCUCAUGAGGUUGGGCACAACUUUGGCUCUCCACAUGACUCAGGGAUUGAAUGCACCCCUGGAGAGUCUAAGUUGCAGGACAAAAAGGAGCAGGGAAACUACAUCAUGUAUGCCAGAGCCACAUCAGGGGAUAAGCUCAACAAUAACAAGUUCUCAAUCUGCAGCAUCCGCAAUAUAAGCGCUGUUCUGAAUAAGAAGAGAGAUGAAUGUUUUGUUGAGUCUGGCCAGCCUAUCUGUGGUAAUGGACUAGUGGAAGCUGGAGAAGAGUGUGACUGUGGCUACAGUGAUCAGUGUAAAGACAUUUGCUGCUAUAAUGCCAAUGAAGGGGAGGGCCUAAAGUGCAAGCUCAAACCUGGAAAAAUCUGCAGUCCCAGCCAAGGCCCAUGUUGCACACAAGAGUGUACUUUCAAGGGCGCAAUUGAGAGUCCCUGCAGAAUGGAUUCCGAAUGCGCCAAAGAGGGCAGGUGCAAUGGAGCUACUGCUCUGUGUCCUGCCUCAGAACCAAAGGAGAACCACACCUCUUGCCAUUCUGAUACACAAGUCUGCCUUAAUGGGCUAUGCUCUGGUUCCAUUUGUGAGAAGUAUAAAUUGGAGGUAUGCACCUGUGCCAGCCAAGAGGGCAAGGAUGAGGCAGCUGAGCUGUGCCACGUGUGCUGCAUGGAGAAAAUGAAGCCCAACACCUGCAGCAGCACAGGCUCAGAGAGAUGGGCUGAAUUUUUUAACAGGAAGACCACAACACUGCAGCCUGGCUCACCCUGCAAUGACUUUAAGGGCUACUGUGACGUGUUCAUGAGGUGCCGUCUGGUGGACGCCGACGGGCCUCUGGCAAGGCUUAAGAAAGCCAUCUUUAAUGCAGAACUCUAUGAGAAUAUUGCAGAGUGGAUAGUGGCUCACUGGUGGGCAGUGCUGUUGAUGGGCAUCGCUCUUAUCAUGCUAAUGGCUGGCUUCAUCAAGAUUUGCAGCGUCCACACCCCCAGCAGCAACCCCAAACUUCCCCCGCCAAAGCCACUGCCAGGCACACUGAAAAGGAGGCAGCAGCAGCAAGCAAACCAGCAGGCACAGGGCCAGCGCCUCCCCCGUCAGCAAAGAGAGAACUAUCAAAUGGGACAGGUGAGACGCUGAGAUGCUGGUCUGCUCUUUGCCUUGGUCUUCCUGGUGCCUACAAUGGGAGCACUUCACUCCAAAGAGUUACCUUUACCACCUAUUGCAACAUUUAAAGAACUUGCAACUGGAUCGAUUUCAAUGGACAAAACCCCAAGUGUUUUUUUUUGGGCCUAACAAACUCACUCAGCACCUCUGCUCUGAGAGCCAGAUAAGCAGAGGUUCACACAGCUUUUAUAGGAAAGAAAUGCAUUUUCCAAGGACAGACAGGAGGACAAAUUCACUGAUCUGAUGUGGUCUUAAUCUUCCAAUGCUUUUUUUUAAUUACAAGAAUGGAGGUGAGAGAAGCAGCUUUGUGUUAGUCACCCUCCUCUGUCCUUCAUCUGUGCUACAGUUUUCUUUUCCUGUUCUUCCUCGUAAGUGCUAAAGUCCUGCCAUCAUCAGCACGAUGGCAGGACUGCAAGUCACAAAUACGAGUUUCCUGCAAAUCAAAACCAUGCAUUGAGACGUUGAGUUGGAAGAAAACUUUUUUUUUGCCAAUGUUAUUCGAUUGUUUUAAAUCAAAGCACCAUCAAAAGCUUGUUAUUUCUAAACCAUGUUCUUUUAGUGUUUAAUUACAGAUGUUGCAGUAGGUUUUUUCUAUUUUAAAUUAAAUAGAUUUUCUUUUAUGAUGAUGAUUUACUUUUUAAUUCACUUUCUCAGGAUUAAUAAAACAAUGGCAAACAAGUUUAUUGAGUGGAAAAGUUUGCUGCAUGCUUAUUUUAGGGUAAAAUCCCUCCUGGCUGAAACCUGAAAAUAAUGUAUAUAAAUGAGCUCAAUAAGAUUAUAGUCUCAUCUCUUAUCAGAUGGACGGGCUGUGGAGGGGAAAUUGAUCAUCUGGAUAUGUUUAUAUAUUGUUAUUUGGUUUCGCAGCUUGGUUUACAUAUAGAGAUAUAGUCUGCGGCUGAAAUAUAUGGUGAGAGAAUAGCUUUUUAUCAACCUGAUUGUAUCCCACUUUUCUUCUGUCAAAGCAGUUUUUUCCCUGAUUUUUGACACUUUAACAUUUAAAACAACCACUUUGUGCCACAGAGUGCGUCUUUACAUUUAGAGUAAGGGAAGUGGAAGCAAAACGUAACUCUGGGGUUGAAGAAGCCUGUCUAUAUGAGAAGUUAUUACAGAAAAGAAGUGUUAUGAUUGUUCCGCCCACAUUUUCUCUUGUGUUCUGUCCAUUUUUUUUAAUUUUACACACUGGCAGUUGUUUAAGAAAUGACAUAAUCUGUUAAAACCACUCAAAGCAGUUUGAUCCUCUCCGCCACUGUAGAUGAAGAACCUUUCUGGUUUAAAUGUGAUAUUGAUUUUACUGGCAGUUCAGAUUAUUUGUACACUGUAUGUUGUGGAUUUGAAUUAUUUGAGGAAAACUAGAGCUUCUCAUUCUAGCGUUGCUUUGUUGCUGCUGUUAACAGACAUUUACCAGAGCGAACAAUCACUGGAAUCAUGUGUCAGCCAUCCACCACUGUUCUGUCCUUUCUUUUCCUACUGAACAGGAUUUUCUCAAGGACCUUUGUUCCCUUGUUACAACCUCCUGGUUUUUGUGAUUGCAUUUAAAAUGUGCCUACCCAGAGCAGUGUGACUGAGAUUGGUGUACCAGUGUGUGUCAGUGAUCUUUACCAAGGCUGAAACCUUUCAUGAGCUGGCAGGUUUUCCAAACACUGGGAUCAGUUUGGACUGCUGAGAUUAGAAUGUAUUGGAAAGGAUGUGGUUCAGAACUUGGCAAUGUUUAAUUAUCAUCUUAAAUGUAAGUGAUGAUUGAUAUACAGUAUGUCAGCUAUAAGGUCAAAGUCAAAUAUUACAAACAAAAUCUUUUGUAUUAUAAACCACAAUUUGUUUGAAGAGCUUUUUGUGAGAUUAUAAUAACUGUGUACUGUGCUUUAUAAAAUAGUCUUAUGUUGCCUGGCUCUAAUUUGGCCUAAUUAGAGUUUUCAAAGCAGAUUAAAUUUAGGUAAACGUCACUGACUGAUGGACGAGAAUGCAGAAGAUUCUUAAAUUGAGUUACUGGCUGAAUAUGAAAAUAUAAAUUUAUACAGUUUCUUAAAAUUAUUUUAGGAGGGAAAAACAUGGUGGUGCAAAAAUGGACUUAUCUUUUUCUCACCCUUCCAAAAAAGUUGUAUGGAGCACACCACAGCAUUGUUUUCUGUGCAAGGUGUAAGGAUGUUACGUCAUCGAUCAAAUAGAUUCUAUGCAGAGUACCACAUAGCUUAACAGCAAACAAGUUAGCCUCUUCACAGAGAAAUGCCUUCAAUGUUUUAUCUUAAAUGGGUACAUGGAAUAUUCUCUUGUGUUUUCAUGACAGAAUAGUUACUCAUGUGUAUAUGUUGAAGCAAAGUUUCUGAACAGACAAAAAUGCAAUCCUCUGUUGCUACUUUUACUGAUUUUGUUUGUCUUUCUGGUGCUACUGGUAGUGCUUUUUCUUGGGUUGGAGCUUAAAGUGUAUUUUUCAUUAUCUUGGGCACAUUCUGUCUGUCUGUCUGUCUGUAUUGAAUCAUCCUUAACUAUUUUUGUAGAUAUGAUAAGAUAUGGCCAAUAAUGGUUGUGAGGGGAUAAUACCUAAUGGCAAAUGUUUCUUUCACUUGUGUUGCAAUGUUGGUGAGAAAAUGUGCACUCAAGUGUAAGUGGUGUAAACUGAGAAUCCAAAAUGGUCUAGAUUCAGUACUUGUCUGAUUUUAAUGUAUUUUGUGUUUUAUACAGUGUCUCCGAUGGUCUUUUGUUUUUAUUUACUUUGUUCCAUUUCCCUUUCUGCUUGAAAAUUUGACUCAAUUUGCAAAGGUUUGUGCAAAAAUAUAAUUUCUUUUGAACUACUUGAAAUGCAUUAAUAAAUCAGAGUUGAUCAAAUG